Messenger RNA from Ruditapes philippinarum (Manila clam), 1169 nucleotides. RefSeq names its product small ribosomal subunit protein RACK1-like. The record is from RefSeq and is a predicted model, not a curated record. Gene Ontology annotation, molecular function: ribosome binding; translation regulator activity; protein kinase C binding. The coding region runs from base 102 to 1058 and encodes 318 amino acids. Gene Ontology annotation, cellular component: nucleus; cytosol. NCBI's taxonomy places the organism in Eukaryota, Metazoa, Mollusca, Bivalvia, Venerida, Veneridae. The transcript has 7 exons. Gene Ontology annotation, biological process: rescue of stalled cytosolic ribosome; positive regulation of protein phosphorylation.
CAGUCUCUUUUUUGAUGGCAGCGGAUCUGAUGGCUGCCUAAAAUCACAAGUGGUGUUGAAAUCGGCUUUGAUCCUCGCCAAAUAUAUAUCGCUGAUACAAAAUGGCUACAGAACAGAUGACACUGAGGGCCACCCUUCAAGGCCAUGGCGGUUGGGUGACCCAGAUUGCUACAACUCCCCAAUAUCCAGACAUGAUUCUGUCUGCUUCAAGAGAUAAAACACUGAUUCAGUGGCGUCUUGUACGUGAAGAAGGAUGCUUUGGAGUGCCACACAAAAUGUUGAAAGGUCACAGUCACUUUGUGUCUGAUGUUGUUAUGUCUUCUGAUGGACAGUUUGCUCUGUCCGGAUCCUGGGACAAGACCUUAAGAUUGUGGGAUCUGAGCACCUCAAAGACAACAAGAAUGUUCAAAGGUCACACCAAGGAUGUAUUGAGUGUUGCCUUCUCCGCAGACAACAGACAGAUUGUGUCCGGAUCCAGAGACAAGUCCAUCAAGCUUUGGAAUACCCUUGGUGUCUGUAAAUACACCAUUCAGGAUGAAGGACACAGUGACUGGGUGUCAUGUGUGAGAUUCUCCCCAAAUACAGCCAACCCAAUCAUUGUUUCUAGCAGCUGGGAUAAGAAAGUCAAGGUUUGGAAUUUGACAAACUGUAAACUAAAGACCAACCAUUUUGGUCAUGCUGGCUACUUGAAUAAUGUUGCUGUAUCACCCGACGGUUCUCUGUGUGCCUCUGGAGGCAAGGAUGGUAAUGCUAUGCUGUGGGACUUGAACGAAGGCAAACAUUUGUACACACUUGAUGGUGGUGGCAUCAUCAACUCUCUCUGCUUCAGUCCUAACAGAUACUGGCUGUGUGCAGCUACUGGUCCUAGCAUCAAGAUCUGGGAUUUGGAAGGCAAAGUUGUUGUAGAUGAACUGAGACAGGAAGUAAUUGGUACAAGCAGCAAGGCUGAGCCAGCCCAGUGUAUUUCACUUGCCUGGUCUGCUGACGGACAGACACUUUUUGCUGGCUACACAGAUAACAAUAUUCGUGUCUGGCAAGUCUCCAUGGCGAUGAGAUAAAUAGACAUUAAAUUAACAGAGAAAAAAAAUGGAAGAAAUUUAACAUCAUUGGUUUGUGGGAAAUUGUUCUGUAAGCCAAGCGAUAUUGCAGUAAAGUUACUGUAAAACAGA